AUGGUCUGCGGCUGCGCAGCUUCUUUCAUUCUUCUGACAUUUGAAAGCAUGGAAAGCUACAACGGAGAAACGACGAGAUUCAAAAAAUGCAAAACUGAAAAUACAUUCUUGAAGAGUGCCGGCGGUGAUGAUAUUCAGGACAAUUAUACACCUGAGUGGUUUUUGUUUGAAUUUUUGUUCAAACCUCCAACAAAAGAUGUGUUUAGAAGGGCAUUAAGGCCGUUCGUAAUCUCUUUCAACUCAAGAGUUCAGUUGGUUGAAGAAUCAAAGCGCGAACGAGAUUUGCUAUUUUCCAUGUACGACCAGAAGCUUACUUUACCAAACUCUUUGAUCCGAGACUCAAACGAUACGAUUGAGAUCUUAGCAGCUCACAAUGGAUUUCUUUUGCUGGGAGGAAAGGUGGAGAUGCCAAAGCGUCCGAAACCGGUGCCGGUGAGGGACGAGAGUUUCUUUGUUAAAAGUUACCAUGCUGAGUUUUACACAUGUAAUGCUAUGACCAAGCAAUGGUUUGCUCUUCCCUUACACGAUUUUUUCAAGCGAGCCAAUGUAGGGUUUAUUACACGCGCCGAAUCCGGAGUUUUGACAAGUUAUAAAGUCGUGAUAGUUCGAUGUGCAAUUAGGGCUCAGAAUACACUUGAGUUUGAGGUGUUUUCUUCAGAGACAAAAAGAUGGGUUGAUCUGAAAGUAGAAUGUGAUCCUCCAGUUUUAGUCUCCGUUUUCAAGAAACCUGUACUUCAGAACAACACUCUCUUUUGGAAUUUUCGUUCCAAUGAUGGAAGUACUGGAUUUUUCGAAGAAGGAAGAGGAGGAAUCCUAGCAUAUAAUCCUGAUGAUUAUAAGCUCCAAAUUAUUGGUUUUCCACCUAAUUUAAGCGAACAAAGUCGGCUCGACUCGCUUGGAAAAGAGGCUUGCACUUUUGGCGUCUCUGAAGGACGAAUCAAGUGUUAA
Molecule: messenger RNA, 948 nt
Organism: Oldenlandia corymbosa var. corymbosa
Lineage: Eukaryota; Viridiplantae; Streptophyta; Magnoliopsida; Gentianales; Rubiaceae
Source: the annotation of a GenBank genome assembly